Molecule: messenger RNA, 1539 nt
Organism: Melitaea cinxia (Glanville fritillary)
Lineage: Eukaryota; Metazoa; Arthropoda; Insecta; Lepidoptera; Nymphalidae
Exons: 9
Coding region: 1-1095 (364 amino acids)
Source: RefSeq, a predicted model, not a curated record
AUGGCAUCGAAAUAUCAAAGUCUAAUAAAUAGUUUAGUUAUGGACAGUGGAAGUGGCCGGCAGUCUCGCCUCCUGGGAAGGUUGCUUGGCAAAUUGCGCGGCGAACACCGAUACUCUAACCUAGAUAAAAACUUCUCUUUUACAUCUACGGGUAUGAGUGAAAGUAUAGGCUGCGGGAGCAAUGAAGACGCCGAGUGUGUACCCCAAGCUGACGUCUCCAGCAGUACAAUUGAUGAUGCGCAGUUUGCUGCUAAUAUAGACCUUAGAUAUGGAGGACAAUAUUUGACUCCGGAACAGUUGCCAGAAUUCUGUAACCAACUGCACCAUUUGGUCGAAGUUAUCAGGAAUAUACAGUCAUAUGCAAAGGUCACUGAUGAGUACCCGAGCGAACUCGAGCGUCGCCUAGAGCGUGAGGCACAAGAGGUAGCGGCUAUCGCGCGAGAGGUGCGCAACGCUCGCGACAGCGCGUCGCGAACGCGUUUUCAGAGACGGGCCUUGAAAGCUCAGCGCGCGCAGAUCGUCUCCCAUCUCGCUAAACUUAGGGAGGCUGAGGUACGUGAGCUAGAGAACUCCGUACGGUUGUCAGAUCGCAAACUGUUCAAGAACUGGGAGGCGGUACGCGAUAGCACUGAUCCAGUCGCCUUUGAGCCUUUACUUGAGGAAGUCAGAAACAAGCAAGCUGCUCUGGACUGUCUCGUUCGAUUAAUAGAGAAUCGUCGUAAAAACCUUCCUUCUACCCGCGCUCCCCACCCUCUACCGCCUCCCCCUGGGAAUGACGAAGUAACUACAAAAAACUUGCCAAUAUUUUUCUUUUUAGAUUCGGUACAAAUAGGUGGCUUUCGAAGACGUCAUAAUAACCGUGUCAGCAAGAAGAGAAGAAAGGAAACGAUACGAGAGCCGAGGUCUGUUCCGCUAUCGGAAGAGCCAAGCCACCACAGCCCACAACAGGUAACGCUGUAUAUCCAAGGUCCAGCCGCAGGUUCAGAGAGUACGUCACGUUUCCGCGCAGGCAGUGCCGGGGCGGUCACACUAGGCUCGCUAGAGCUACCCACACCGGCUAGUGUUCGGGAUAUAUUGUUCUUUACCACAGAUUAAUAAUACAUUUCAAUCAAUCAAUCAAUCUUUUGGUAUAAUGGCUUCCAAUAGUGCUAAAUAUUACAUUUGUAAGAUUAGUCAAUAUUUGACAGAUUGCCAGAACAAAUUAUUUAUUAAUUCAUUAGAAUAAUGGCUCCAAUAUCGUACCACGUCGUGCCAAAUCGUGCCUAACCGCCGAUUUCGCUAAUACAAUUUGCCAUGACACAAGUUAUCAGUUUCAGAACAAUUUGUCAAUCUGUCAAAAAUAUGACAACUUUGAUAUAAUAUUUUUACAAUCAUGUCUAGUAGGAAAAACCAAUAACACUUACUAAUGGAUGUUAGAGAAUUAAAAAUAUACUAUACUUUACUUACUAUACUAGAAUAUAUGUUUCUUCCGUGUGGAAGAGAUAUAAAAUGGAAUCCUUUAUAAUAUGAUAAAAAUAAACUGAUAAUAUUAAUACCUUA